AUGAGUGUCCAACCAGCAGGAUCACCCGGCAAUGACCGAACAGGAUCCGGCCAAUCAGAUGCCAGCGCGGGUCGAUGGUUGUCUGAUCGCAGCCGUUCAUUCGGGCCUUCGGUGAUCGUGGAGGUAACUCGGCUGGCGAAGAAGAGAGGAGCCAUCAACCUGGGGGAAGGAUUCCCUGACUAUGCUGCUCCCCCAGCUCUCAAGGACGCAGGGAUGGCUGCCAUUGCUGCUGACGUGAACCAAUACGACUACAACACGUCUCUAGCAGAACUCGUGGCACGCACCUUCUCUGAAGCUUCUGGCAUUCCAGUGGACCCAGACAUGGAGGUCGUGCUCAGCUCCGGCCAGACCUGCGCCUUUGCCUCGGCAUGCCUGGCAGUGUUCCAGCCUGGUGAUGACGUCAUCCUGUUCGACCCUGCCUUUGAGGCGUAUCACGGGGCCAUUCUGAUCGCUGGUGCCAACCCGGUGUACGUUCCUCUCACUCCUCCCCACUGGUCAAUCGACUUCACCUGUCUCGCAGCCGCCCUCACUCCACGCACCAAAGGCAUCAUUCUCAACAGUCCGUGCAACCCCACCGGUCGUGUGUUCUCACACGCGGAGCUCUCUCAGCUAGCGGCGUUCUGCUGCCAUCACGACCUGCUGGCGAUCACAGAUGAGGUGUACAGUGCUUUCACCUAUGACAGCAGUGGCGCUGAGCGCCACAUGUCGCUCGCUCAUUGGCCGGGCAUGAAGGAGCGCUGCAUCGUCACCUCGUCUGUGUCAAAAACGUUCCACGUCACAGGUUGGCGGGUGGGAUGGGCCAUAGCCCCACCGCGCAUCGCAGCAGCCAUCAGCACCAUCAGCGCCAAGCUCAUCGACACUCCACCGGCCCCCUUCCAGGAAGCUUCUCAUGCGGCUCUGUCCCUACCGCCGUCCUACUACACUCAAUUAAGAGAGGACUACACGCACAAGCGGGACACGGCAGUGGCAAUGCUGCUGGAAGCAGGGCUGGAGGUGCCUCUCGUGCCGGAGGGGUCCGUGUUUGUGUUCGCCCGCAUUCCCGAGAACUGGGGUGUUGAUGAUCUUCACUUCUGCAGGCCAGUCAUAGAGGAAUGCGGAGUGGCCUCUUUACGUGCCUCCUAA
This is a messenger RNA of Closterium sp. Naga37s-1, 1122 nucleotides long. The record is from the annotation of a GenBank genome assembly. Lineage: Eukaryota; Viridiplantae; Streptophyta; Zygnematophyceae; Desmidiales; Closteriaceae.